Molecule: messenger RNA, 1517 nt
Organism: Orbicella faveolata
Lineage: Eukaryota; Metazoa; Cnidaria; Anthozoa; Scleractinia; Merulinidae
Product: translation initiation factor IF-3-like
Source: RefSeq, a predicted model, not a curated record
AUGGGGAGUAUAGCUACUCCUUACCCCUCUCCCGCCAGGCUAACAGAUAUUUAACUAAGAGAAGUGUUAUCAGCAUGUUCACUGCUGGUCAGUUUUCAACUUCCUGAGUGUCUGAAGGAGAUUUGAUCUUCUUAUUAAGUGCAUUUAGAAAUCAUUUCCCGGUGCUAUUUAAGGCCCAGCCGGCUAUGUGAGGUGGGGCGAUAAUGGCCUUUUCGACACCUUCCUACCCCUGGGGUGCGCAGCUAUCCGUGGGGAUAUCCGUGGGUAGACUAUUCUUGUCCCCAGUGCUACUCGUUCUAAAUUGGAAGAGUCGAUGUUUUCAUCCUGGAUGGCAGAAGGAUGGCCAAAAAGUUCAUGAUGUCCUAUCAUCACAAGUUUAAAACUGUGAACUCGUUGUGUUCCUUCAUAUUUCUAAGGAGGUUCUCUUUUCAAGAGAGGAUGAAUGGGCUUCAUCACUUAAUACAACCGUCAAGAACAAUUACUGCUUUUUCUUCGUCUAGAUCUAGAAAUGAACAACAAAGAUCCAUAGGAGAGUUACAGAAGAACGUUUUGCUUGUGGACGAGACAGGUAGUAAACAAGGUGAAAUGACGCUUCCAGAAGCGCGGCGCAUUGCCAAAGAAAGAUCGCUGGAACUUGUUUGGGUUAACAGGCAAGACACAAACGCCGUGCCCGUCUAUCGAAUGAUGUCCAAACUUGAAAUAAGCUUAAAAAACAAAGCUCGGUCCCUUAAACCACCGAAAACAAAGAAGAUUGAAUUAAGUGAGAAGAUCGAAUCUCAUGAUUUGGUUUUCAAGGUGAAGCACAUCCAGCAGUAUUUGGAAAAAGGCCAUCAAGUGAAACUUUCUGUUAAAAGCAAGCGUAGGACUAACGUGGAUGUCUCAGAUGAGAAGUUGGACGUCAUAAAGAAAGUACAACAAGAGAUAGAGGGUGUUAAAGUUGAAAGGCCAGUACAGGAGAGUGCGCAGGUUGUUACUUGCGUCUUUAAACCUAUUCGGAGUCCCGAUGAUAAGUCGAGUUCAUCGAAAACAUGACUGGGAAGAAAUAAGUUGAAGUGCGCGUGUACAUUAAUUGCCACACAGCUGGUGCGUUGCUUUGGCCCAUUGCAUCAUCAUCGCUCUCGAGUAGAAAGUCUUCUUCUCAGCCUGUUUGGAUAUCAGGUUUUCACAAUAUGGGGAGAUAAAAUUUAAUUGAAUGUUCAGUAAUCAAACACAAUCUAAGCUCCAAAACUGUUUUAAGUCUGCAGACAAUAGCCUCCUACACAGACACUCUUUGGGCCUGUCAUGCAAUCUUCAUCUCCCAUGUGGUGGGAGGAAGAUUGCGUGACGAUCCCAAAGAACAUCUGCGUAGGAGGCUAUGCAGACAAUAGCUUUCAUGUUGUCAGACUGCUGGUCAAGUCUACUGAGACUCAGUAAUUGAUCACAGAUUUUCUUACUACAAUUUGACUUCUGUGAUCAAUUACUGAACAGAUGUACAGCAACAUGGAAUCUAUCUGAAGACAUGAUUGAUCAUUGUGGUU